Messenger RNA from Camarhynchus parvulus, 1256 nucleotides. RefSeq lists its product as uncharacterized. The record is from RefSeq and is a predicted model, not a curated record. Bases 442 to 1218 code for a protein of 258 amino acids. NCBI's taxonomy places the organism in Eukaryota, Metazoa, Chordata, Aves, Passeriformes, Thraupidae. The transcript is spliced from 2 exons.
CUGGCUUUGAGCUGCUUGGCUGGCUGGCCGGCUUGCUUCUGCUUGCUGCUUCGCUUGCUUGCUACUGCCUUAGCCCUAGCUGAUAGCUGCUUUCUUUUUCCCUUUGCUGCUUUCUGCGCUGUUUUUUUUUCCUCUUUUUUCCCUUUUCUUUCGUCCUCUCUUUCUUACCCUCCCCUGAAGAUACUGGACCGGCUCUGGACCUGACCUGGGACGUCCGACGUCCGGCGGGAUCUCUGGAGCCUGCAAGAGAAGCUUGGCACCCUCCACAACACUGAACUGGACCUCAGGGGCCUAAGAAAGGAUUACAGACGACAACCUGACGAAUCUAUAAUCAGUUGGUUAGUCCGCCUUUGGGAUGCUGCAGGGGAGGUUACGAUUUUGGAUGGUACUGAAGCGAGGCAUUUGGGAUCCCUGUCGCAGGAUACUGUCAUCGAUCAAGGUAUGAUGAGCAGGGCUAGCCCUCACAGCCUCUGGGAACGGGUCCUGGAGAGUGUAGCACAAAGAUACUUAUGUGCUGAUGAUCUCUAUAUGCAGCAGACAGGGUGGAAGACCAUAGAGCAGGGGAUCCAACGCCUGAGAGAAAUGGCGGUGGCAGAGCUCAUUUUCUCAGAUGAUAUAACAACUAGGAAUCCGGACCUGGUACCAUGCACACCUGUAAUGUGGAGGAAACUUGUGCGACUUGGGCCACCUGAAUACGCUUCUGCUCUGGCAAUAAUGAAGCGGGAUGAUACAUAUGAGACUGUGCUUGAUAUGGCGAAGAAGCUUCGAGCGUAUGCAGAUGCUGUGCAUGGACCAAUUCAUGCCAGAAUUGCAGCAGUGGAAACACAACUGCGGAAACUAGAGGACAAAAUAGAGGAGAAUCAUAAGAAACUCCAGGAAGAGAUUAAGGAGGACUUUAUUCAAAUCUCGGCUGUGCAAAUUAGAGGCCCUGGUAUCCAACGCUGGCGCUCCUUUGAUGGCGAGAGAAGGUACACCCCACGGGCUGAGUUAUGGGCCUUUCUGCGUGAGUCUGGAGAAGACAUGAGGAGAUGGGAUGGAGAACCCACUGCUGCUUUGGCACAACGGGUGCGUGAUUUGAAGAGAAGAGGAAGUAUCACCAAAAAGAGGGCAGCUCCGGUUGCUCGCAGCCGAGAUGUUGAGUAUGACGAUGACAUGUCCGAUCCCCUUGAAGGAACUUCUAAGGCAUACGCCCAAGGAAAAAAGGACAAUCUGGCUUAGAGGGGCCCUGCCUCUAGCCAGGAAGAGGCACGGGAAAA